GCACUCACGAUAUGACACUCCGUCCUUCCUCUGUUCCACAUCGCAUUGUCCUGCCAUCACCUCCUGAUUCUUCUCUUCCUGCUGUUGCUGACCCUCCGUCUGACCUUGCUCAUGUGUCCAGUCCGACUGUUACUUGCUUUCUUGCUACGGUUGUGACGGACCCUAUGCUCUCGUCUCCUGCUGCGUCUGCCUUAGCCGCUGAGCUAGUUGACUUUGCUGCUGCGUACCGCCUAGACUACCUUGCGAGUCUCGUUUCUGACCCUGACCCUGCCUGUCCUUCGUCCAUCGAGGGUGAGGUUGCCCAUGGCUGUGACGUUCUUGAGGACAGACACUUUGAGCUUGAGUGUCUUGCGACCGCUGCACCUCAUCUCGCGACCAUGUUGCUUGCCCCUGAGGGAGACCUGGAUGCACUUGACAUCCCCACCCCGCGCUCUUACAGAGAGGCGAUCUCGGCUCAGCGUGACUACGAGCUGCACUACCUCGACUUCUCCACAGCUUUCUUGCAGAGUAGCCUUCAUGAGGCCAUCUGGCUGUGCCGUCCACCUGGCUUCACUGGGUCGUUUCCUGAGGGCACCCAGAGGAGCCUUCGGCAACCAGUUUACGGCCUGCGUCAGGCGCCUCACGAGUGGCAUGACACACUAAGGACGACACUUGCGGCUCUUGGGUUUGCUCCUUCGACUGCUGACCCGUCGCUGUUUCUGCGCACCGACACUACCCAGCUGCCGUUCUACGUUCUCGUGUACGUCGACGACUUGGUUUUUGCUACUGCUGACACGGAGGCGCUAACCCUAGUGAAGGCGAAGCUGCAGGAGAGACACACCUGCAUUGACCUGGGUGAGCUGCGGAGCUAUCUUGGCCUGCAGAUCACCGGGGACAGAGCACGGCGCACCAUCACCCUGACUCAGUCACACAUGGUGCACUAG
Messenger RNA from Closterium sp. Naga37s-1, 923 nucleotides. Lineage: Eukaryota; Viridiplantae; Streptophyta; Zygnematophyceae; Desmidiales; Closteriaceae. The record is from the annotation of a GenBank genome assembly.